Molecule: messenger RNA, 1545 nt
Organism: Portunus trituberculatus (swimming crab)
Lineage: Eukaryota; Metazoa; Arthropoda; Malacostraca; Decapoda; Portunidae
Product: filaggrin-2-like
Exons: 3
Coding region: 48-1220 (390 amino acids)
Cellular component (GO): extracellular matrix
Source: RefSeq, a predicted model, not a curated record
CACAAACAGUAGAUACUCACAACCAACUCGACCACCUCCACAGCACAAUGACCGCCAAGGUGCUCCUCCUCGUGGCACUGGUGGCAGCCACCGCCGCCGAAGGACCGAUUCACGAUCACGAUGAUCCCUACGAAUCCCCCAGGUCCCAUGAGUCCUACGAGUCCGAGGAGCCCCGAUAUGCUUAUAAUUACAACGUCAAGGAUGAUUACGGCAACGACUUCGGUCACGAAGAGAAACGUGACGGCGAUCUCACUGAAGGAUUCUACUACAACCACCUGCCGGACGGCCGCCGGCAGAAGAUCAAGUACGUGGUGGACGGCUAUUCUGGCUACGUGGCCGACGUCAGCUACGAGGGCGAGGCUCACUACGACUCUGGCUCCUACGAGUCCCAAGGAUACCGAAGACCAGUCUACCGAGCAGGCUCUCAUGAUUCGGGCGAGUCCAGGUUCGGUUUUGGUUCUGGUGGAUCAGACGAGUCCAGAUUCAGUUUUGGUUCCCGAGGUUCUGACGAAUCCCGCUCCAACUCGCGGUCCCGUGAGUCAGAUGAAUCUAGGUUUGGUUCUGGUGGAUCAGAUGAGUCCCGCUUCAACUCACGCUCUCGUGAGUCCCGUGAGUCAGGUGAGUCCAGGCUUGGAUUUGGUCGCCGCGGAUCCGAUGAGUCCAGAUUCAACUCGGACUCUCGUGAGUUAGGUGAGUCCAGGUUUGGAUUUGGUCGCCGCGGAUCCGAUGAGUCCAGAUUCAACUCGGACUCUCGUGAGUCAGGUGAGUCCAGGUUUGGAUUUGGUCGCCGCGGAUCCGAUGAGUCCAGAUUCAACUCGGACUCUCGUGAGUCAGGUGAGUCCAGGUUUGGAUUUCGUCGCCGCGGAUCCGAUGAGUCCAGAUUCAACUCGGACUCUCGUGAGUCAGGUGAGUCCAGGUUUGGAUUUCGUCGCCGUGGAUCCGAUGAGUCCAGAUUCAACUCGGACUCUCGUGAGUCAGGGGAGUCCAGGUUUGGAUUCGGUCGCCGAGGAUCUGACGAGUCCCGCUUCAACUCAGGCUCCCGUGAGUCUGAUGAGUCUGGUAGCAGCUACGGGUCUGGUGGGUCAGGUGAGUCACGGUCUCGGGAAGGCUCGGGAGAGUUCCGACGAUUCCGUUCAGGCAGAAGGUCUGGUGAAGGUUUCUUCCUGGACAGCUACCAGCCACAGAUCCUCUACAGUCCUGCCUAUGACAUUCGUAAGUAACGCGGGAACCCGCCAGUGAUGUCACCUUGACCAGUACUUGUCAUAUCAUCCGUCGCAACCAGCAUGUCACUGCACGAGUAUCUGGCUCCUCGCCCUUCAUCUGCUUGUAUCCUUCAUGCCUUGCACCACUUACGAAAAAGAACAACACUACGCAUCUGUAAGCACACUGUUCGACAAAUGUGUUCAUCGGUAUCAUUGGUUGUCAUCUGUGUAAUGAAGAUGUACGAUUGUGAUAAACAUGCAAAAAAAAAAAAAAAAAAAAAAAAAACUUUAAUUUUCCGCUGACCUUAAAAACAAUGAAAACUCGAUAAACAGCGAACAAAAA